GACAACUUUGCAGAGGGUUGAGCUCCAGCAGCCGCCGCCCGCCAACACUUGCGAUUGAAGCACAAUGGGCAAGAUUAAGAAGAGGGGCCAGGCCGGCCAGGCCAAGAACUACAUUACACGCACACAGGCGAUCAAGAAGCUGCAGAUCAGCCUGCCCGACUUCCGCAAGCUGUGCAUCUGGAAGGGCAUCUACCCGCGCGAGCCCAGGAACCGCAAGAAGGUGUCCAAGUCAGCCACCGCCUCCACCACCUUCUACUACACCAAGGACAUCCAGUACCUUCUGCACGAGCCGCUGCUGCAGAAGUUCCGCGAGCAGAAGGUCCUCGAGAAGAAGAUCUCCCGCGCCCUCGGCCGCGGCGAUGUCUCGGACGCCGCACGUCUCGAGCGCAAUGCUGCGCACCCCGAGAAGACGGGCAAGCCGCGCUACACGCUCAACCACGUUAUCCGCGAGCGCUACCCGACCUUCAUCGACGCCCUGCGCGACCUGGACGACUGCUUGUCGAUGCUCUUCCUCUUCGCCAACCUCCCGUCUACCACGGCCGUGCCUGCCAAGAUGAUCGCCCGCUGCGAGCGCCUUUGCCUCGAGUUCCAACACUACCUCAUUGUCUCUCACAGUCUCCGCAAGUCGUUCCUGUCGAUCAAGGGGAUAUACUACCAGGCAAACAUCCAGGGCGAGGAUAUCCUGUGGCUGGUGCCGUACAAGUUCAACCAGAGGAUCGUUGGAGACAUCGACUUCCGGAUCAUGGGGACCUUUGUCGAGUUCUACAUGACGCUGCUCGGUUUCGUCAACUACAGGCUGUACACGUCCGUCGGCCUGAAAUACCCGCCCAAGUUCGACCAGCUCAAGGACGACCAGGGUGCCGAGCUCGGCGCUUUCUCUCUCGAGGGUGCAAACCUUGCGACAAACGGCGAGACCAAAGCCAUCACAAACGGUGAGGCGGAGCAUGGCCCCGAUCCCAAGGUUCAGGCCCAGGUGGACAAGCUGGUGCAACAGCUGAGGGACGAGUCAAAUGGCGAGAAGGCGGACGAUGAGAGCCCGGCUGGCGAAGCAGACGGAGAGGACAAGCCCAGCGACGCAAUUGACAAAUUUGAGCCCGUGGCCCCCGGUGGUGACGUUCUGCCGCAACCAUCAGACAGCAGCAGCGACCCCUCGCAGCUUUUUUCCAAGUUUACUUUCUAUCUCUCCCGUGAGACGCCUCGCCAGCCGCUGGAGUUUAUUCUCCGCGCGUUUGGCUGCAAGAGGAUAGGCUGGGACUCGGUCCUUGGUGAGGGCGCCUUCACGACAGACGAGUCCGACCCGUCCAUCACACACCAGAUCGUGGACAGGCCGGUGGUACGGGCCGCGAUGAGCGGUGAGGGCGACGGCGAGGAUAACCAAACGGCGCAGAAGCUCGGACCGAACCACCGAUAUCCUGGGCGGGUGUAUGUGCAGCCUCAGUGGGUGUGGGAUAGCGUCAACGAUGAAGAGCUGAAGAGCCCUGAACUCUAUGCGCCCGGGGCGGCGCUGCCACCGCAUCUCAGCCCAUUCGUCAAGCCCACACAGGGCCAGUAUGAUCCUACCAUUCCUCUGGAGGAGCAACAGACAGAAGGCGAGGCCAUUGAGGCUGAGCUGGAGGACGCAAACCAGGAGGGCGAGGGAUCUGAAGUGGAGAACGACAUGGACGUUGCUUCCGAAGUAGAGGACGAGGAAGAAGAGGAGGGAGAAGACGGCGACUUUGGCGGGUUUUCUGAGGAAGAGGAAUAUGAGGAGGAAGAGUCCGAGGAGGCGGAAGAGUCUGCGACACUGCAGCGGCAGCGCGAGCUCGAAGCCGAAAUCUCGGGCAAGUCGGUUCCAGGCAAUAACAAGAAGGUGGAUGCCAAGACCAAGGCGAAGCUGGAGGCGAAGAAGGCCCUCGAGCGCAAGAAGCGGCAGGAGGCCGAGGACCUAGAGCGGGCCAAGGGCAUGCUCAGCAAGAAGAAGCGCAAGCUGUUUGAGCAGAUGCAGUACACGAACAACAAGAAGAGUGCGGAGGAUAUGAAGUUGCAGCAAAAGAGGAGGAGACUGGAGAAAGAGAAGAAGGCGUAGUGGUGUUGUUUUAUAAGGUCUGCGUACGUCAUAAUGAGAUACCAUUGAAGGUUUCCAGUUGUCCGGGUGAACGGGUUGUUUCACUGAACAGUUGCUUCUAGAGGAACGAUAUAUUUUGUACAUUCUCGAGGUAUGUUCGACCUCCUGAGGGAUUCAGUACAGACAUUACGCCCUUUCAUCGCAUAACUACUAUAUCUGGCAGCCGACUUUUGACUCCGUCAGACCCCCGACAAAUCCCAAUACCAUCCCAUAGAUGAUAUGCGCUGCUCAUACGUGUACUUUCAAC
This is a messenger RNA of Chaetomium strumarium, 2351 nucleotides long. RefSeq names its product Pescadillo N-terminus-domain-containing protein. Gene Ontology annotation, biological process: maturation of LSU-rRNA from tricistronic rRNA transcript (SSU-rRNA, 5.8S rRNA, LSU-rRNA); ribosome biogenesis. The record is from RefSeq and is a predicted model, not a curated record. The transcript has a single exon. The coding region runs from base 65 to 2065 and encodes 666 amino acids. Gene Ontology annotation, molecular function: RNA binding. Lineage: Eukaryota; Fungi; Ascomycota; Sordariomycetes; Sordariales; Chaetomiaceae. Gene Ontology annotation, cellular component: PeBoW complex; nucleolus.